AUGUCUCGACCAGCGUUAUCAACAGCCACUCGCCGGAUAUCCCGUGCUCGUCCCGCCCACUCUGCGAUCUCGUCGCCCGUCUCAUGUCCGAGUCGGACACCGGGCUUCUCCGCAUCUUUUUGCCAUGCUUCAUACCGAACACCGGCGGCCUCAAUAGCGACGUCUACAUCGAUCUCACCCGUGUCGGCCCGAAUUACUAGACCUAGGACUCCGAAAUGGCAUUUGAAUCGCGCCGAACCCCGGUCAGCGUUCUCCUCCACAGCUUUAACCUCCGCCGCGCAAGUCACGCAGAACCCGAGGACGGGUGAGGAUGGAAACACACUUAUGGUGCAGAUCUCAGAGCGAGCCGCGAAUCGCCUCCGCCAAAUAACAGACCCAACCUCCUCUCCCUCCGCCACCAAAGACGAGAACCCCUACCACCACCUCCGCAUCACCGUUACCAGCGGCGGCUGCCACGGCUUUCAGUACCUAAUGUCUCUUGAGCCGGCAUCCAAGAUCGACGCCGAGGAGGACACGAUAUUCGAGGCUGAGCCUUCGGCGGAGGGGUCUUCUGAUGCUGGCAACGGUAGCGCCAAGGUCGUUAUGGACGAGCCCUCUCUGGAGCUUUUGUCUGGGAGUACGGUUGACUAUACGACUGAGUUGAUUGGGAGCCAGUUUAAGAUUGUGGAUAACCCACGCGCGACGAGCAGUUGUGGGUGUGGGACGAGUUUCGACGUUGUUGACUAG
Messenger RNA from Aspergillus mulundensis, 726 nucleotides. Its product is annotated as HesB/IscA family protein. Gene Ontology annotation, cellular component: mitochondrion. Lineage: Eukaryota; Fungi; Ascomycota; Eurotiomycetes; Eurotiales; Aspergillaceae. The transcript is spliced from 2 exons. Gene Ontology annotation, biological process: iron-sulfur cluster assembly. Gene Ontology annotation, molecular function: iron ion binding; 2 iron, 2 sulfur cluster binding; 4 iron, 4 sulfur cluster binding. Bases 1 to 726 code for a protein of 241 amino acids. The record is from RefSeq and is a predicted model, not a curated record.